AUGAGAAAAGCUUUGGCUGCCCGCUAUUUGGAACACCUGACUGGCGAUGACGUCAUCGAUCUGGAUGAACUCAUUGGUGCUGAUGACGAUGAGGAUUUCAUAUCUGCAUCGCUCCAGAAUGCCAUCCAGGAAAUUAGCAGUGGAGGCUCGACUGCCGGCAAGCAGAUGCGGGCUUUGAAGGCUCACGUGCAAGAUUCGGCUCAACCCUAUGGCCAUCACAGCAUGACCAAGCGGCUGGGCCAGAUGUCUGGGAAAAACAAUUCCCGGGAUUGGUGGAGAAUGAUGAAGGAUGGCCCAGCAAUUGAACAGAUCUUGCUCCCCAUCAAAUAUACAGACCUGGACGACGGUAUUGACAAAUUUAAGUUGGAGACCUGGCCUGUCAUGGACCCGCAUUCGAUAGCACACUUCUUGUUUGAGCACGCUGGACUCCAGAUUCCAGCGGCAAGCUUGAGGGACUACUGGGAAUUUCAUUCCCAGCACGGUGAGCACUGGGCACAAGGGGUGCCCUUUGAUGCAAUGCCAAUUGGUGUGUAUGGUGACGGCGCUCGUGUCAACACAAAGUUUGGCAGCACGAACUUGGUUGGGAUCUACUUCAACUUCCCGUUGUGGAAACCAGGUUCGGUGAGAGCAUCUCGCUUCCUUGUGACGGUGAUUCCAGAAGAGAAGCUCUGGCGACACUACACUCUCAACUGCAUUCUACGACGUUUGACCUGGAGUGUCAACUGCUUGCAAGAAGGGCAUCAUCCAGAACGCGGGCCUGGAAACCAACUGCUGCCGAAGCACCUUGAAAUGCUUGCGGGAAGACCUUUCAAGUUCAAGUGCGUGUUGACAGAGAUCCGGGGAGACUGGCAGUAG
Molecule: messenger RNA, 855 nt
Organism: Durusdinium trenchii
Lineage: Eukaryota; Dinophyceae; Suessiales; Symbiodiniaceae
Source: the annotation of a GenBank genome assembly